GAGUCGCCGGGCGGGAAUCGCCGGGCGGGAGUCGCCAGGCCUCCUUUCUGUGGUGCAGCUUUGGGUCCCGGAGUUUGGCACCUACUCUGACCCCACUCCAGCUCAGCUCUGCCUUGGGUUCCCGCAGAACCCGCCUUGCGGUAGCAAUGGCAGCAGGCUCCGAGGCGACCAUUCCUAAGAUCCUUGCAGCUGGGGCUGGAGAUGAGGAAGGUGAACAUGUCAAACCUUUUACACCAGAGAAAGCAAAAGAAAUUAUCAUGUCUUUACAACAACCUGCCAUCUUCUGUAACAUGGUGUUUGAUUGGCCAGCACGACACUGGAAUGCUAAAUACCUUUCUGAGGUCCUUCAUGGCAAGCGGAUACGAUUCAGAAUGGGGAUGAAAAGCAUCAGCACAGUUCCUCAAUUUGAAACUACAUGUAGUUAUGUAGAAGCUACUCUUGAAGAGUUUCUGACGUGGAACUGUGACCAGUCUAGUAUCUCUGGACCAUUUAGAGAUUAUGAUCAUUCCAAGUUCUGGGCUUAUGCUGACUAUAAAUAUUUUGUCAAUCUAUUUGAAGAUAAGACAGAUAUUUUCCAGGAUGUGAAAUGGUCUGACUUCGGGUUUCCUGGAAGAAAUGGACAGGAAAGUACAUUGUGGAUUGGCUCCUUGGGAGCCCACACACCCUGUCAUCUGGACUCCUAUGGUUGUAACUUGGUAUUCCAGGUACAAGGAAGGAAACGAUGGCAUCUCUUUCCUCCUGAAGAUACUCCUUUCCUUUAUCCAACUAGAAUCCCUUAUGAAGAAUCUAGUGUGUUCAGUAAAAUCAAUGUUGUCAAUCCUGAUUUAAAGCGUUUUCCUAAGUUCCAGAAAGCUCAAAGACAUAUGGUUACACUGAGCCCAGGACAGGUUCUGUUUGUUCCCAGACACUGGUGGCAUUAUGUAGAAUCCAUUGAUCCUGUCACUGUCAGUAUAAACUCAUGGAUCGAACUGGAAGAGGAUCACCUAGCCCGGGUAGAAGAAGCAAUCACCCGUAUGCUUGUGUGUGCCCUGAAAACUGCAGAAAAUCCACAAAAUACAAGAGCCUGGUUAAACCCUACUGAGGUUGAGGAAACAUCCCAUGAAGUGAACUGUUGCUACCUAAAUGCAGCUGUUUCUGCAUUUUUUGAUCGUUGCAGAACAUCUAAGGUAGUUGAAAUCCAAGCAGUGAGAACAGAUGGAGACCACAUGAAAAAGGAAUUCAAUGUGUGCGACCACGUGGAGGUGGGCCAAACAGGUAGCCAGAACUUAACCACAGGAAUAGGCAAACCGGAGGCAACAAGUCACUUUGGGCCAGAUCUGGUCCCUGUAGCACAGAGAUCCGAAGAACCACCUUCACAAAGAGGAGGCAUGUUUGAAAGUGAUGGGAAAGACUUUGAUGACAAGGAUGGAGAACACUUUGGAAAACUGCGUUGUGCCAAGAGACAACAAAUAAUGAGCAACAGUGAAAAUGCCGUUGAGGAAGAGAUUGUCUCAAAUACUACUACGGUUCCUUCUCAAACAUUCAUUUCUACGGAUGACUUGCUGGACUGCUUGGUGAAUCCACAAGUAACCAGGAUAGUGGCACAACUUUUGAUACAAAGAAGAAGUUUAUGAUUCUAGUGGAAGAUGACUUUUAAAAUAACAUUUUUUAAAUAUCUAUUUUUAAGUAGUAGGAUCGUAAAAUAAAGAUGAACCAGCAAAAGUUCAGUUUGCGUGUUUGUAAAUGUAUUUAUCCUUACUGAAUUACAUUUCAGUCUAUUGCCACCGCCUUUCAUGCACAUUUCUCUUUGGCCAAACUGGCUGUUCUUUACUUGUAAGUUUUUUUCCUCCCUCAUGCCAUCCUUUCAGCCUGUCUCAAAUGUAAGUCCCAAGUAUUUCCAGCAGGAAGUAAUCUCUCCAUCAGCCUCAGGGGGCCAGCCUGCUGCUUACUUUUGCAGAUAAAGUUUUACUGGAACA
This is a messenger RNA of Cebus imitator (Panamanian white-faced capuchin), 1955 nucleotides long. It is a transcript of the gene HSPBAP1, whose product is annotated as HSPB1 associated protein 1. Gene Ontology annotation, molecular function: 2-oxoglutarate-dependent dioxygenase activity. Bases 147 to 1613 code for a protein of 488 amino acids. The transcript has 8 exons. The record is from RefSeq and is a predicted model, not a curated record. Lineage: Eukaryota; Metazoa; Chordata; Mammalia; Primates; Cebidae.